This is a messenger RNA of Populus nigra (black poplar), 1511 nucleotides long. RefSeq names its product SEC12-like protein 2. Bases 93 to 1298 code for a protein of 401 amino acids. Gene Ontology annotation, molecular function: GTPase activator activity; guanyl-nucleotide exchange factor activity; protein binding. The record is from RefSeq and is a predicted model, not a curated record. The transcript has 10 exons. Lineage: Eukaryota; Viridiplantae; Streptophyta; Magnoliopsida; Malpighiales; Salicaceae. Gene Ontology annotation, biological process: protein secretion. Gene Ontology annotation, cellular component: endoplasmic reticulum membrane.
UUUAUUUUAUUUAGAUCACUCCUAGCAGCUGGAUCUGAUUCACAACCAUCGUUAACGACACACUGUGAAGAAACUCCUUCUAUCGAAUUCCAAUGGGAAAGAAGAAAGAGACAGAUCCUCCAGCCCUGCAAAAAUACGGCGUCCCUCUAUAUUCAGCUGCUUGGCUUCCGCUUAAAUUCCGUCACGAGGACCACGAUUCCUCUAAACAACAUGAACGGGAACAGGACAAGGACAGGGAGGAGAUCACCCACGCCUCUGCUUCUUCCUAUGAAUACUAUGUCGUUUUGGCCGGCGGUGGCGGUGAAGGCCGCAGCGGCAUCCCCAACGCUGUACUUCUCUCCCGUUUCGAUUUCUCCUCCAAUUCUCUCUCUCCUCAGCCCGUAGCUAAGCUUAAUCUUGGUUCUGAUUUGCCCUAUAGAAUGGUGGUUCACCCCGGUGGAGACGGACUUAUUUGUGCAUUGCCGAAUAGUUGCCGAUUUUUUGAGUGGGAUGAAGUCGAGGACAAUGAAGACCAUAAAUUGGUCCUUAAAUCGUCUGAAAAAGUAUUGACACAAUUGGAAGAUGUUGGACAGCAAUUAGCAUUGGUCUUUAACAGUGACAGCUCUGUGCUUGCUGUUGGCGGAGAGGAUGGCAAUUUAAGGGUUUUCAAGUGGCCUAGCAUGGAAAUUAUUCUCAACGAGGCUCAAGCCCAUGCGUCUUUGAAGGACCUGUGUUUCAGCCCUGAUGGAAAAUUUCUCGUUUCAUUGGGAGGUCGUGGCCCUGGUAGAGUCUGGGAUGUAACUUCAUCAAUGGCUGUUGCCUCUUUAUCAAAGGAAAAUGAUGAGAUUUUUGCCUCCUGCAGAUUUUCUCAAAUUAGUGAUCAGACUCAGGUUCUGUAUGUUGCGGCAAUUACAGACAAAGGUUCAAGUAUCGUGACAUGGAACGCAAGCUCAUGGAAGAGAGUGAGCUCAAAGCAUGUAUUCCGUGAACCAGUUUCUUCCUUUAAUAUCUCACCUGAUGGAAAGUUUCUUGCAAUAGGCACGGCUCAAGGAGAUGUGAUACUUAUAAAUUCAACCAAUAUGUGUAUUCAAACAAUGAUUAGGAAAGCACAUCUUGGCAUAGUAACAGCAUUGACAUUCUCUCAUGAUUCAAGGGCUUUGGUCUCUGCAUCUAUGGACUCAAGUGCAAGGGUGACACUAGUUGAGGACAAGAAAUGUGCUGCAGGAGGAUCAAGCUUGCGGAUCAUUAUAUUCAUCAUUAUAAUGGCAAUUGUUGUAUAUUUCUUGAAGAAUGAAGGAGUUCUUCCGUUUCUUGGCUAGAUGUUGUUAGCACUAAAUUAAUGUAAAUUGCACCCUUAUUUAUGGAAUAGAAGCUGUAAAUGAUAGGCCAGAGCCUAUCACGGUACAAUAAUGUCAACCUGGUUUUGGUUUUGAGAAUGUAAUCUUUUGACUUAUAAUAAUGCCACUUGAACUGUGGCCCUAAAAUUACUUGUUGCUUGUGGUUGGCUUUUAUCGUGGUGAUUGUUCCCCAAA